Asterias rubens (European starfish) is the source of this 2551-nucleotide messenger RNA. RefSeq names its product ethanolamine-phosphate cytidylyltransferase-like. Bases 268 to 1506 code for a protein of 412 amino acids. The record is from RefSeq and is a predicted model, not a curated record. Gene Ontology annotation, cellular component: cytoplasm. Gene Ontology annotation, biological process: phosphatidylethanolamine biosynthetic process. Lineage: Eukaryota; Metazoa; Echinodermata; Asteroidea; Forcipulatida; Asteriidae. Gene Ontology annotation, molecular function: ethanolamine-phosphate cytidylyltransferase activity. The transcript has 13 exons.
UGGGCAUGGGGUGGAUGGGCGUGAAUAAAUAAUGUGCGAGUUUUCAAUUUAACUGUGCUGUGGUUUUGGUUGGGUGAUUAGUUUAUAACUGUCUAUGCUAUGUCAACAUAAACAUCAGAACAGUUGCUGAUAUGUUGAGCAAGUUGGAUUUUUAGGUAACAAGAGAGCUUUAGAUGAAAAACACUUCAGUCGGGAAAAGAUAUUUUUGUAAAGUCACUCUCAAUAUUUCUCCAUAACUGGCGCGGCAUCUGGUACCCAGACACCAACAUGGCAUCUAAUGGUGUUGCAGCAAUGGCAAAGCGAGGUGAUGGAGGAGACGGUCAGAAUGCACCAGCCUCUAAGAGGCCACGGAAAGACGCAGUACGAGUUUGGUGUGAUGGUUGCUAUGAUCUGGUGCACUUUGGUCACGCCAACUCUCUCCGACAAGCCAAACUCAUGGGAGAUUAUCUGAUUGUAGGAGUUCACUCUGAUGCGGAGAUCAUGAAGCACAAAGGGCCUCCAGUCAUCAGGGAGGAAGAACGCUACGCCAUGGUGCGCGCCAUUAAAUGGGUAGAUGAGGUCAUCGAGAAUGCACCCUAUGUGACGGAAAUAGAAACGCUGGACAAACACAACUGCGACUUCUGUGUCCACGGGAAUGACAUCACAUUAGAUGCGGAUGGGAAUGAUACUUAUCGUCACGUCAAAGAAGCCGGUCGAUACAAGGAAUGUCAGAGAACUGCUGGAGUGUCAACAACCGACCUUGUAGGAAGAAUGCUGCUAAUGACCAAGACACAUCACAUCACUGGCACUGACGUACCAUCAGAUAGCAAGGCAUCCAAUAAUGCUGAUUGUUCCAGUAUGAGUAGCCCAUACACAGGAGUGUCGCAGUUUCUUCCCACAACACGUAAGAUCAUUCAGUUUGCAGAAGGCAAGGAACCAAGACCUGGAGAUAAGAUCAUCUACUGCCCAGGAGCCUUUGACCUCUUCCACGCUGGGCAUGUAGCCUUCUUAGAGCAGGCGAGGAAACUUGGUGACUACCUGAUUGUUGGGCUUCACACAGACAAUGAAGUAAAUCGUUACCAUGGUGGUAACUACCCCAUCAUGAAUUUACAUGAGCGUACGCUGAGCGUACUGGCAUGCAGGUACGUUGAUGAGGUCAUCAUCGGUACCCCAAGUACGACUAACAAGGACCUGCUGGACCAUUUUAAGGUCAAUGUUGUCGUUCAGGGAAUGACCCACAUUUACCCAGUGACCGAUGGCAGUGACCCAUAUGAGGAACCAAAGAAGCGUGGUAUUCUGCAGUGUGUGAACUCCAGCAGCGACUUAUCAACGGCAAAGAUUGUUGAACGCAUCAUUGAAAACAGGAUUCGUUACCAGCAACGCAACAAGAAGAAGCAAGAGAAAGAAAUCAAGAUGAUCCAGCUCCUGGAGAGGAGGAAGUCUGAAGAAGUCGAGAGGCAACAGAAACUGGAAAGACAGACGCACGAAAGCAAUAUUCCAGACACAGUGUCGGAGGUGUUUGAGUAAACCCCUCCCUCCCUCUCUCUCUCUCGAGAGAGAGAGAAAAGCGUGGUAUUUGAUUAAUUGUAUUGUAUUGUAUCAAAUUUUAUUCCAAAAACGGAACAAACCCCAUACCCUGGGUCAACAAUAACAAAAUUUGAACUUAUAGUAUAACAAAGAAGGAGAGGUUAGCAAGAACAAAAUAGUGUGUCUGCUUGGCAGGCAACAAAUGGGAGAGAGGGGAAUUUGGUGGUUGAGUUGUAUUUGUUCAUUGUAAGAACGCGGGCAAUAAGGUUAUUCAUUCAUUCAUUCAUUCAUUCAAAAAACUGUGACGACUUGUUGUCUUUACCCAAACCAUGCCUGUCGAGCAAAGCAUUUGAAAGUGCUUAACCAUUUGAGUAAAACUCUCUUUCUCUUUCAGUGUAUAUUUGAUUAAUUUUGUUGGCUUGGUAGGCAAAAAAAUGUUAGAGAAGGGAAUUGGGUUGCCUACAUUUUCCAUUGUAAGAAAGUUGGCAGUAAAGUCAUUCAUUCAUUCAUUCACUGUUUGUAUGAGAGAGAUUUGCUGUUGCCAGCUUGGUGUUUAUAUCUCCUUGUGUGGAGUUUGCCGAGUUCCCUUGAUGGGAAGAACAAACUAUGAUGAGUUAAUGAGUCGUAUAGCCCCAACUAUACCUGCCGAGCAUAGCAUUGGAAAUUAUUGAACCGCAUAUUCCUGUCUUCAGUUUACUGUGGUGUUUGGACCACCUUAUCCUAGCAACCAAAGGUGGGGGAUGGCUGCCGUUAGGGUGGCAAAUGAAGGGUUAUGACCCCGAUAUCUGGACACUGGCUGGCAAGGGUUUAGCCAGGAUUUAGUAAGAUGGUGUCCAAAUUUGCUGAGGUUGAGUCCAGCUUUUUCACUUACAAGAUAUUUACAUGUAAAAUUUAAACCAAAAUGUCUAAAAGAGACUCUCGCUGGGUGGUUUUACUUCAAAAGGGUUUCAGAUGUCUGAAACACUAAAAACUAAGCUCAAUUGGUCGUCAAAGUUGUGAGAUAAUAAUGAAAGGAAAAACUCCCUUGUCACACGAAGUUGUGUGC